UCCGUGUGUCAUUUUAUCCUUUGUCCUCUUCUUCUUGAAGCUGUUUCUGGCUAUGAUGGCUCCUCAGCAGAUGCAGCAUCUUCUGUCCCCCAACCAGCUGCAGGCUCUGAUCCACCAGAAGCAGCAAGCCCUUAUGCUCCAGCAGCAACAUCUAAAAGAGUUUUACAAGAAGCAACAACAACAGAUCCACCUUCAGCUGCUUCAGCAGCAACCCAGCAAGAAAGCAGAAGAGGUUCCUGCACAGCAGCUUGUGUUCCAGCAGCUACUUCAGCUCCAGCAGCAGCACCUCCUCCACGUGCAGAGACCAAUCCUGUCCUCUCCUGCCCUGUCUCAAGGUCUCAGUCACGCAGAGAUGCAGCAGAUAUGGAAAGAUCUCACAAAUGGAGUAACUGAAGAUAAAACCACAUUGAAGGGUAGUCAGGACUCUUCUGCUAAUGACAUAAUGUCCACCAAAGUCACUGGGAGACAGACCUGUGAUCAGCAGACGACUUCUCGCAAGGCAGAAUGUGCUGUUAAGGCUGAUCGCGCUGCAACACACACUCUCUACAGCCAUGGGGUGUGUAAUUGGCCUGGAUGUGAGUCAGUGUGUGAAAACCUGAGCCAGUUCAUCAAGCACAUGGGCAGUGAGCACACUCUGGAUGACCGAAGUACAGCGCAGUGCAGAGUCCAGAUGCAGGUGGUUCAGCAGCUGGAGCUUCAGCUCCGCAAAGAACGGGAGCGUCUGCGAGCGAUGAUGGCUCACCUGCAUCUGCCGUCUUUAGAAGCUCAGUCGAUCUCAGCAUCCGAAGGUCUACAGUCGCCACAGUCUGAUAAGACUGCUGACCCCCGAAGCCUGCAGCUCAGCUCGGUCGUCGUCACCGACAACCUGCCCUCGCUGAGCCCAUCAGACUCGGAGCAGGCGUCCCCCCGGCCUCAGGCCCGUGUCGGUUCUCCCUCCCAUGGGUGGGAAGAAGAGUCGGCCACUCGUACAUCAUGCGCUGGGCCCAUGAGACGCCAUCAUCCCCCUUUGGUCUACUCGCUGUCUUCAGAAAAUGAAUAUGAGCUCUACAAGAACACAGAUAUUAGACCACCUUUCACCUAUGCCACACUGAUAAGACAGGCUAUUAUGGAAACAGCAGACAUGCAACUAACACUCAACGAGAUAUACAACUGGUUCACGCGGACGUUUGCUUAUUUCAGACGCAACGCUGCCACUUGGAAGAACGCAGUGCGCCACAACCUGAGCCUGCACAAGUGUUUCGUACGUGUGGAGAAUGUGAAAGGCGCCGUGUGGACUGUAGACGAAGCCGAAUACCAGAGGAGGAGAUCCCAGAAACUCACAGGGAGUCCAUCACUGAUGAAAAAUGUGUCCUCCGGCAUGGAUUUUGGGUCCGUUCUGAAUGCCGGUUUACAGACUGAACUGGCUGAGGCAUCGCUGACAGGAUUCAAGAAGGAGUGUGUCAGCAGAAACUCCAGGAGUCAAACACAGGAGAAGAAAGCAACAAACAGCAGCAGCCACAGUCAACAAAACAUCUCUCCACGAGUCCAGCAGUCUCUUUUCCUUCAAGACGAAGUGCUGAGUCUGAAUGACCAAGAAUCUCUGAUGCCAACAGUAAAACCUGCCAGUCUGCAGCACGACGGGACCGAAAAUGACGAAGAACGUUUCUUCGGCCUGGAAUGACAAAAGAAGAGUUGCAAAGCAGUAAAGUAAAACUUUGCUGAGCAUUCAGGGACCACAGUUUAUAUUAUAUGAUCACACGCACAUCAGUGGAGCUUUUCAGUAUGUGUUUCACGUAUUCAUACACAUGAGAACUGAUCUUGUUGUUCGUUACUUAAUUGUUUUCUGCUCGAAUAUUUUCUAAAAAUUGUAAAAGGAUUAAAAGUUAUUACAGUUAAAUAUGAGACUCAAUGAAUUUAAAGCUGUACAGUGUUCACAGCUGAACUUUCCAAGAAAAAAAAACCCCACAAGAAUAUGUACAGUCACAAAUUUAGAAACAAGUUUAGAUCUGAUUUUUGGGAGAAAUUUAACCCUUUUUCACCACCACCAAGCUGACCCCCAAUGAAACAAAGGCCAAAGUGAGUGAUUUAUAUAAAUAUUUGUUAUCAUAUGAUGUAGCACAUUAAAGUUUUGUCGGUUUAUUGUGACCAAGAUGAAGACAUAACGCAGGGUGAAUGAUGUG
This is a messenger RNA of Scatophagus argus, 2159 nucleotides long. RefSeq names its product forkhead box protein P2-like. Gene Ontology annotation, cellular component: nucleus. Lineage: Eukaryota; Metazoa; Chordata; Actinopteri; Scatophagidae. Gene Ontology annotation, molecular function: DNA-binding transcription repressor activity, RNA polymerase II-specific; RNA polymerase II cis-regulatory region sequence-specific DNA binding. The transcript has 14 exons. Gene Ontology annotation, biological process: regulation of transcription by RNA polymerase II. The record is from RefSeq and is a predicted model, not a curated record. The coding region runs from base 53 to 1660 and encodes 535 amino acids.